CCCUAGCAAACAAUGUUGACGCUGUGAUUGGCCCGUUUAGCUCGGUUUACACCUUGUCAAGCAUGCGCUGGUUGGGUGCCGUCGUCAUCGCGGCAGCCGUCGGUGUUCUCGCGCAUGCACUGCACUGGACAGAGAAGCACCACCUCCAGGAGAAGGCCAAGGAGAUGUUCUUCCAUGGAUACAACUCGUACAUGACACAUGCCUACCCGUGGGAUGAACUCAAGCCGCUGAGUUGCGAGGGACGACGAUGGGACCGCAAAGAACGCGGAGACCUCGACGACGCGUUGGGUGGCUUUGCAUUGACGCUCAUCGACUCGCUCUCUAUGUUGGCUCUUGUCGAUCCCGUUGAGUUUGAAGCAGCUGUGACCCGCGUGAUUCACACCGUAAAGAACGACCCCACCUUGCGACGUCCAGCCUUGCCAGACGAGCGCUUCCACAUAGGUGUCCUUCGACCGCGACGUGACUGUCUCUGUCUUUGAAACCACUAUUCGCGUCAUCGGUGGUCUCUUGUCUGCGCACAUGCUGGCGACGUCAGGCGCCGUCGGGUCCAUACACUUGACAUAUCAAGGAGAACUCGUCGACUUGGCCGUCGAAGUCGGCACGAGGUUGCUUCCAGCGUUUAAAACCAAAACCGGAUUGCCCGUCCACCGCGUCAAUCUCAAGCAUGGCCUGGUGCGCAAUGCACCAGCACUGACAUGCCCGGCAGCAGCGGGCUCGUUGUUGCUAGAGUUUUCGGUGCUGUCUCGGCUGUCUAAUAUUCCAGACUUUGAAGAUGCUGCCCUCGACGCGGUCUUGGCGCUGUGGGAUCGCCGAUCCGAGCUGAAUUUGCUCGGGAGCACGAUCAACGUCCACACGGGCGAGUGGGUGCACACCCACACGGGGAUCGGGGCCGGUCUCGAUUCGUUUUACGAAUACCUGCUCAAGUACUACGUCAUGUCCGGAGACAGCGACUUCCUCGACAUGUUCAACCAAAGUUACGUGAGCAUCGAGAAGCACUUGCUCCACCCCCGCGACGGCUACCACCGUGAAGUCGACAUGAGUCUCGGCAACCAAUUCGUGCAUUCGAACCGCGUGUCGGCAUUGCAAGCGUUUUGGCCAGGGCUCCAAGUCUUGGCCGGCGAUCUCGCGGCGGCCGUUUAUUCGCAUCAGCAACUGUUUGACCUGUGGAACGAAUUCGGAGCGCUACCGGAGCUGUACGAUCGGUCCGGCACAGGCUCGGUCGUUGAAUGGGCCAAGCACUACCCCCUUCGCCCGGAACUAGCAGAAAGCACGUACCACCUGUACGCCGCGACCAAGGACGACAAGUACCUUCAAAUCGGCCGCAAACUCCUGCAAGACAUCGACGACACGUCUCGUGUGUCGUGUGGAUAUGCAGCUGUCGGCAACGUCCACGACAAGCGCCUCGAAGAUCGCAUGGACAGCUUCUUCUUGAGCGAAACAGUCAAGUACUUGUACUUGCUCUUCUCGAACGACACAAGUGUAGUCAUUCCCAAGACCGCGGUCAACCGCAAUGCUCUGCCCGCUUCGCACGUGGUAUUUACCACGGAAGGGCACUUGUUUCCCGUCGUGCCAUCGCUGUAUCAAGACGCGACGUCGAAACGUCGCAAGUUCCGCAAGCCCCAUCAAGAUCGCACGUGUGCUGCGCCGUACUCUCUGGGAAGGCUGACGUCCAAGAACGCGCACUUGGACGCGGCUGUGACCAUCCGCCACGGCAAUCUGCACAUCAAGACUUUGUCCGCAUCGCCUGCCCAAUUUGGGUACAAAUUGUCGGACGGACGGAUCGACGGCGCGUUGUAUGCUGCUCUAGACGACGUGCAGACGGCGUGCCAGGACCUGUCGGCGCUGGCACAGGCGAUUCGAGGCAAGAUUGUGCUGGUGAAGCGCGGGAAUUGCUCGUUCACGCGCAAGGCGUUGUACGUACAGCAAGUCGGGGGCAUUGGCAUGAUCGCCGUCAACUCCAAAUCAUCCGGCGGCCGAGACCGCACUGCCCACCGGCUGUACAGUUUGUCCGACGAUGGCGCAGGCACUCACGUGACGAUUCCCGUGGUCAUGGUGUCCAAGCGCGACGGUCUGCUGCUCCAAAACGACGUCGCCCAUUGCGACCAAGAGCUCGUUGUGUCGCUCUCGAUGCUACUUACAUGACAUCCACAAAAUACUUGGACGAAUCCUUGCACCCCACGAUGUACAUGUUGAGGAAACUUUGCUUCGUGUGGACAUCAUGUGCGGACCAUGCAAUUCACGGCCACGGCAGGCGGCAUCAUGAGGCGAGUCAAUGGCGUUUCCGUACGCAUCGACCGCCCGUGUUGUCGGGACGGCAGCAGUGGCGAG
This is a messenger RNA of Aphanomyces invadans, 2328 nucleotides long. RefSeq lists its product as hypothetical. Bases 520 to 2142 code for a protein of 540 amino acids. The record is from RefSeq and is a predicted model, not a curated record. Gene Ontology annotation, biological process: carbohydrate metabolic process; endoplasmic reticulum mannose trimming; mannose trimming involved in glycoprotein ERAD pathway. Gene Ontology annotation, cellular component: membrane; endoplasmic reticulum. The transcript is spliced from 11 exons. Gene Ontology annotation, molecular function: calcium ion binding; mannosyl-oligosaccharide 1,2-alpha-mannosidase activity. NCBI's taxonomy places the organism in Eukaryota, Oomycota, Saprolegniomycetes, Saprolegniales, Verrucalvaceae.